AUGCAAGGUCUGGACUAUUUCAGCCGGGCCCUGGUUCCUGUUUGAACUUUUCAACUUCCCUGCAAAGACUACCUCAUCCACUUUUGACUUCUCCGGCAUGUUUAAGCAGGACCUGCUCUGACUCUCCGGGACCCCAGAUGAUCAUCAGGAAUGGGAGGAGAUGGACCAGGCUUGGGGCCCCACACUGGACUUUUGGGGGUAAGACACUGACUAUUUAGAACAUAGUACUGAAGAGUAGUGCUGUUGUUUACUGUACUGUGUCCUGAAAUGACACACCUACUGUGAUUUGGAGUUCCCCGCCAACUGGAAUACCCUCCUUGAAGAAUCAGAAGCACUUCCAGACGAAGAAAAGUCUUCAGUACAAGUUGUUUUCUUGGAAACCUGCUCACCUCUGGAUCUUGGCUCUGAUCACCCGGACUGCGCCCUGCAGAGCUGAUAAGCUAAAGGAAGAAAAACAAUACCUGGAAAACCUCACCUCUCUGAAACCAUGAACGAGGAAGCAGAGAUAGCAGAACAGAAAGACUGGAGCGAGCUUGAACCCAACUACCCCGUCAAAAUCUUCCUGACAAUCCUUUACAGCCUCAUCCUGGUGACGGGUAUCGUGGGUAAUUCAGUCACUAUCAGAGUGACACAAGUGCUGAAGCGUAACGGCUAUCUGCAGAAGAACGUGACCGACCACAUGGUCAGCCUGGCGUGCUCGGACUUACUGGUGCUCCUCAUCGGCAUGCCGGUGGAGCUCUACAGCGCCAUCUGGUUCCCGUUCACGUCAGCAUCAGGAAACACUUCCUGCAAGAUCUACAACUUCUUGUUCGAGGCUUGCAGCUACGCCACCAUCCUCAACGUGGCCACGCUUAGCUUUGAGCGCUACGUGGCUAUCUGCCACCCGUUUCGCUUCAAAGCGCUGGGCGGGAAACGUACCUCGGCCCUCAUCACCUUCGCCUGGCUGGUGUCCGUGCUCGUGGCCCUGCCGUUGCUGAUUGCCACGGGAACUCAGGGGCACAUCCCCUUCCGAGCUGACACUCCCGCCCAGAAUCUGACCUUCUGUACCAAUCUGAGGGAGCGCUGGGUGAUGUACAGGAGCAGCAUCUUUGUGGCUUUCAUCGUCUACAUGGUCGUGUUGAUCUGCGUGGCCUUCAUGUGCCGCGCCAUGAUCCUCGUGCUUCGGAAGCCUUUGGGAACAGGAUCCAUGGAUGGCGGCCUCAACGGAAUUCAAAGACCACCCAAGCACGAAAGUUCAAAAGUCAAGACAGCCAGGAAGCAGACCAUCAUUUUUCUUGGUCUCAUUGUGGGAUCCUUGAUGGUGUUCUGGCUUCCCAACCAGAUUCGUCGUCUUAUGACUGCUGCCGUGCCCAAGUCACACUGGACUAUUUCCUUCUUCCGGACCUACGCCACUCUCCACCCUGUGGCCGACACCUUCUUUUACCUCAGCUCUGUCCUCAACCCGUUCCUCUACAACCUGUCCUCCCGACAGUUCAGGGAUGUUUUUGUCCAGGUGCUGCGGUGCCACCUCACCAUCGAACACAUCAACAAGCGGACCGUGCGUAACUCCCACGCCGCCUCUGCGCGGUCCUUCCAGCCGCUACUGAUUAGGUCAUUGCGUCGCAACAAGGCUAACCAAUCCACCAUUGCACAAGAGAAAACCCCUCCAUCCUUUACAACCUUUCAGCAAAGUGACUCUGGAAUAGCUUCUGAUACUCAAAUGUCUCUCAGCCUGACUGAAGAGUCGGAUUCAAAUCUCAAAAGAAAAACAGGUGUACAAUCAGAGACUGAAGUAUAAUGUGCUGUACAAUUUAAUGCAACACAGUGAAAACAUACCAAGGAUGCUUGUGCUGUGCCAUCAGAAACAAAUACAGAGAUAUUCCUUAUACACAGAAAACACAGUACAAAGUAGGUCAGAAAUUUCACUGACAGAUCAAGCUCAGCUGAAAAUUUGGCACAAUAGCAAGUUUGAUGGGACUCCCCAAAAGAGACAUUUAAUGGAAUAUGAAUUGUCAAGUCAGAAAAUUAUUACACAAAGCUCAAAUGUUCAGUUAAGCAUGAAGACCCCACAGCUUGAGUUAAAGUUAAAGGUACCCAGUGGAGUAUUUGACCACUAGCAGUGCUACGGAGCACUGUUUUAAUCUACUUCUUGUGCUUUAGUUCUGCAGAGGGCAGAACGGCAUAUGUGUAGUACAACAGCACUGAGCCGGAAGGCGAUUUUGGAGUGGCGGCCUCAGUUGGAACAACAGGUCAUUUGACAUGCACUGGCCCAAAAGGACAUUAAUUACAAAAAGGAAUGGUAACUGUAUAAGCAUCACAAACGCCCUCAAAUAACUUUGUAGUUUCAGAUCUUCUGUCUUUAUCUGUGCCUCGAGUGAAUAACUAAUCAGAUUUCCAGAUGACGUAAAUGUUCCCAUGUACAAGAGGUUGAUGUUAACUGACAUAUCAAAUAAAGUAUUAGUCGUGUGCUGCC
Dicentrarchus labrax (European seabass) is the source of this 2452-nucleotide messenger RNA. RefSeq names its product G protein-coupled receptor 39 (gene gpr39). Gene Ontology annotation, cellular component: membrane. Gene Ontology annotation, molecular function: G protein-coupled receptor activity. Gene Ontology annotation, biological process: G protein-coupled receptor signaling pathway. The transcript is spliced from 3 exons. The record is from RefSeq and is a predicted model, not a curated record. Bases 488 to 1777 code for a protein of 429 amino acids. Lineage: Eukaryota; Metazoa; Chordata; Actinopteri; Moronidae.